Peniophora sp. CBMAI 1063 is the source of this 222-nucleotide messenger RNA. Lineage: Eukaryota; Fungi; Basidiomycota; Agaricomycetes; Russulales; Peniophoraceae. The record is from the annotation of a GenBank genome assembly.
AUGAAUCAAGCUGUCGGCUUCUUGAAGAUCCAGCUGGACCCGCUCAACCGCGGUAGGACCAGGCGCGACGACAUUCUGCGCGCUGUCCAGGCCGUGAUUCCCCGCGUGAAAGGCCACUCUCAUCCGGUCGCGGCCGAAGCCGGCGGCGGCGCGAUUCCGGCAAAGCGUGAGGGGAACGGAUACAUGGUCAACCUAGAGCUCAGCGCUAUGCAUCUCUCUUAA